CAAGCGGCCGUGCUUGUUCGACUUUUUGCAAAAUUUUCAAAAUAAUUGUUUCUUCAAUUAUUUUCUAACCUUUUUAUUGCCAGAUAUAUUACUGAAUUCAUAAACAGUAAAAUCGAAUCGCGGUUAUUGAAGAGCGUACGGAGUUUUUACUGUUUUUCGUCCUAACACAAGUGACAGAUGUUUCUGUGCUAAAACGCGCCAGUUUACAUCAAAAUAAAGUGAAGUUAACCUUAGAAAUGGAAGAACCCAGUACUGAACCUAUCGACAUUGAACCAGCAUCAGGAGAAACAGAUGUGCAGUUAGUCUCUGAACAAAGCAACAUGGAAACCAAGAAUGUGUCUCAAAAUCUCUUCCCAGAGAGUCCUGUGUAUGAACCGGAAGACGAUCCUACGUGUCUGGAGGAAACUCUUGCAGUUGAAGAAACUAAAGAAGAACAGAAGCCGACAGAUGAACAUCCUACAGUACAUACUAAAAGAAAGCUAUCAGAAGAAGCAACAGACAGCAGUGCAAAGAUACAAAAACUCGAUCUGGAUGAUGAAGAGAUUGCUGUAUCAACCCAAACAUUAGAUGACGAGGUAUCAGAGAUAACUAGUGUAGCGAAACGCAAAUUGCAAGAAGAACUACCAUCUACUUCACGUGUUCGUACCCCAGGACGCGCAAGUCCAAGAAAAGUAAAAAAACGAAGCAAUAGUGCUGAGCUCACACCAAAAACACCAAACACCCCCAAAUCUCGUUCAUCUAGUGUAGACAUCACUAAAGGUCGUAAAACACCUAAGCUUAAAGCACAGUUGGAGCUGUUCAAAAAACAAACCGAAGAUAAUGAUGUCAUUGUCAUUUCUUCUGAUAGUUCAAGUCGUCCGAGUGUAGAAUUCGUAGCAGAAAUUCCCGCACCUAAAAUACCUGAAACAAUAGCUGAAGAAAGUACUUCAGAAAACCUUGAUGACUCGCAGAAUUUCCAUUUAGCAUUAUCUCCCACUCCAGAUGAAAAUGAAAAUUCUAAUGAAAGUAAACCUAUAAGUGAAAAUAAUGUUCCUGACUAUAACAGUGAACCAGUGAUUGUUAAAGAUAGAGAAGAGAUUAUCGAUGCUGGAAAAAUGUCCGAAACGAAAAGCGAUGGAUUUAAUUACGAUCUUAAAAAUAAAUCACACCCAAAAGAUUAUAACAAUGGAAAAACAACAGAUCAAGAUACUACUGACAGCAUAUGUUCGGGCUUAGACAGUCCAGAAAAUCCUCCAAGCGUUGCUUCAAAACUGAUUUCGAAGUUAUCAAACGGAAAUUCUUCUACACCAACUGAAACAAUCGCUAAACUUGGUGCCGAUGAUAUUACUCCUGACAUGUCGAAAUUGAAUGGUAAUAAAGGGAAAAGGGGGAAAAAUGAAUCUUUCCGAGUCAGUAACACAACAACUCCCUCAACCAUAUCUCCUUUGCAAAAUGGCCACUCUUUACCAGUAAGUACACCGCAGAUACCAGUUUUUGAUGUUCAUGUUAGUCACAAUGAAGAUUGCGAAUUUCUGUCUUUGUACGUUGUCCGAACUGAUAAUGAUGUGGGAAUGGAUAUGUGCAAGGAAUAUCAGAGGAUUUCGAAAAGAUUCACUAUCGAUCCAUACUUAGGCGACGUUUCAGUUAAUAACUCCCCAUCUAGUGUUACCAGUGUGGGGAUGGUGAAUUUACCCAAUAGAUCCUCAUUCGUUUCCACCAUUAGUUCGACAUCUUCAUCUAGCACUCGAACCAGCGAUGGUGCUUUCGUAGUACCACAACCACCGCGAAAAUCUGUUUCAAAUCCAUCCUCCACCGUCAAAGGAUACGAAGCUUUAAUGAAGAAGCUUCAAGAUUUAUUUUCGCACAUCCGAGAAGCAUCUGCUACUGAAGCUAAUCGGUCUAUGAACGAAGACAAAAUAUCUGUUGGUAUCCAAGCUUCAUUGUCGAAUGAAACUGGUUUCAGUAAUGGUAACGCAAGUCCGGACGAAGUAAGUAAAUGCGACAAAGCCACUCCGAAAAGUUCCUUAAAGAAAAGGGUUAGAGGUCGGCGACCUAUAGCAGGGAAAACUAAACGGGCUUUAUUACCAACUCAACCUGAAGAAGUCGAAUAUAUGCAUGGGAUGAAUUCUCCCGAAAUGGUGCCAACGAAUGGCGAUAGUGGGAAAAUGUCGCCUAAGGAGGAGAAACCUUUGUCAUCUUUGAUUGGAACCCCCAAAUCCGUUACUAAGUUGAAGCAGAAAAAAAGGCCUACGUCACCUAGACCUGCCACACCCGUGGAAAAGGUUGUAGUAAAAACUGAAUAUCCUGGUCAUCCGCCUGAUACAGUCGUGCUAGCUAAAUGGGUAGAUAAGCGUUACUACUCUGGCAAAGUGCUAGAAAUCACGGAGCCAAACAAAUAUCUGAUCAAAUUCGACGAUGGACAAAGCAAAACUCUGUUGGAUGACUUCAUAAUUUUUGGGGACACUAAGAAGUUGCCCCUUCAAGGACAAUCUGUUUAUGCUAUGGUUGAUGAAGAGCAGAACUAUGAACCUGGUUUGGUCCUGGAAUCUGAGGAGAACGAGAAUGGAACUGUGGCUUAUCGAUGCACUACAGAUGGCGACACAAUAGUGAUGGUAACGGCCAGCGAAUUGUAUCUAACAGAAGAUCAAGCGCGAUCGCUUAAGGAGUCGUCUCGGUCGCGAUCGCCGACUUCGCCCGCCACGCCGCGUAGACGCCACAAUAGAGAGCUGGACCUCGAUAAUAUCAUACAGGGGCCCCGCAGCGCUCGAAGUCGAGACAAAGGAACGCCCAGUGGCAAGAAACGUGUUACGUCACCAAAGAGCCCGAAAGCUUCUACCUCAGGUGUCAAAACCAAAAGUACUCCAGUAGGUCGAAAACGCCUUGCAAGCGAGAGCAGUGAAAUGAGUGAAAGCAGCAACUCUGCCCCUCCCGUGAGGCUAGAAGAGGUUGCUGGUGUUGAGCCGGAGGUCCAAAAGACCCCGCGGAAGAUCGACGGGGUCAAAGCCGGUCCUCUACAGCUUAAAGGCGCAGCGAAGCAGAAUAUAGGCAAAAAGAACUCAAAGUUGACCAAAUUUGAAAAUGAUGAAGAUACUGUAUCAACUCUGGGCCCCAUUCCUAGCCCUGAUAGCAAGCUGUUCGCCGGGUUAUGUUUCUUGCUCACUUGCACUGAACCGCCGAAACCUACGACAUCGGAGAAAAAAGAGCAAUGCCAAGACACCCGCCACUAUUCAUCGGAAGAGGAUGGUGAAACCACCUCCACCCACCCAGGCACUGAUACGGAGGACCUGGAGUUCUGUACGCGGCCCUUCAAUAAGGAGCGACUCAAAGAACAGCUGGAAGCAGGCGGCGGAACUGUUUACAGCCAUUUCGACGAUGUUCCAAAGAACAAGUACUCUGUCUGCAAGCUCAUUGCGCCACGGCCGUGUUUGACUGCGAAGUACAUACUAUGCCUAGGCGCCGAUAUCCGCGCCCUGUCCCACGCGUGGGUUAUCAUGAGCUGCAUACACAGUCGACUGCUAGAUGUGGACGCCUACAUACUGCCUUCUGGAUGGUCCAUACUGAAAAAGCAUUAUGUCAACUGGGUCCCACCAUCCGGCAAACGCAACACAGCAUUCCUCAAGGACAAAGUGGUCCUGCUAUGCGGUGACCAGGACACGUUUGUCAAAUUCUGGGAACGUGUGUGCACAUUCGCCGGGGCAACCACCCGAGUCGUCAACGAAGAAGACCUGAACAUGUCCGGGGCAGUCGUCCUUGUUACAGAAUGGGACUGUCCCCACGAAGUCCAGAACAAGGCCAACCAGGAUAACAUCCCAUUGGUGUCAACAACAUGGGUAGUCCAGAGUUUGAUCGAGGCGAAGAUGAUCGCCCCCACCUCCCACGACAAGUUCUCAUUUAUGUACGCGGAGCCUGAAUGAUCCUGGGACUUUAGGAAAGUGCUCAUUAUACGUGAAUAUUGACACAUAGUGAGCCGUGCGAGAAGUGACGCUUUUAGUGUUAAAACGUAAAGUGACAAUUUGCAAUUUGUGUUCCGACGUUUGUGUUAAUAUUGAACUGGGUUAUGUUUUUAUUUCUUUAUACAAUAAUUUAUCGCAAAAAAAUCAUGGGAUUGUAGUAUUUUGUCAUAUAAAUAUUUUUUCUUAAUGGCAAAAAUGACUUAAAAUCGUAUUAUAUAUUUUUUUAAUAACACCAAAGUUUAUUGGGCUGUUCAUAUACCUAGAUAAACAGUGCGCGCUGAUACGCCAAAGAAAUUGGAAUGAAAUGGGUUUUGGUAGAAAAACUCGUCAUUCGUUUAGCCGCAUCAAGUUAAUGUGAAUACUGAACUAUGAUAUAAAAAUAUAUGUGUCACGUACUUUACUGAAGAAUGUGCGUCAAAUAUAUGAGAAGAUAUAUAAUAAUUAAAAGUUUAGUGCUAAAAAAGUAUAAUUUUUAAUGUUUGCACUUAAGACAUUAUUGUACUGAAUUUCACGUCAACUUCUCAAUGUAGUCAACAUUCCCAACUAGUGGUAGAUUAAUUACCUAUGAAUAAAUUUUUAUGGUUCAAGAGCUUUGAUAGGCCUACUUGAAUAUAUUAAUGAUAUGACAUUAUUCUAAUAUUAUAUAUUAAAUAUACACAGUGAUUUUUUUUAUCGUCGACCAUCGAGAGCCCCUUAUAUCUGAUGUAAAGGAGUUUAAGCAAUAUAAUAACUGCGUUUCGUAAAAGCAGCUGAAAUGACUGCUGUUGAUUAAAUUGAUACAACCGCCGCACUGCGCUCCUGCCACUCUAUAUAGGAUGCUUCUCACCACUAAACUAUUUAUUUAAUUAUCUUAAUAUUUUUCUACCAAUGAGUAGACUCUCGUAUCUACUAGUACAAGUACAAAUGAAUAGUUACAUACUGAACAGAUUAACAGAGUAAUUGUUUUACGGCGAUAAAAAAGUCACAGUGUAGAUACAUUUUUCAUAUUAUAGAUAUUGUAAACUCAAUAAUAUAAAAAAUUUCAACAUACAGAUAUUUAUGUAUGAUAAAAUUAUGUACUAUAUAGAUGUAAUCUGUCAUGCCAACAUAUUCCUCUAACUGUACAAGACUUGAAACUUUCAUCAUGCAUAUUAUUGAAAAAGGAAAAUGUUCUAUAAUAUUGAGAGAUGGACAGGAAAUAUUUGAGUACAUUUUUUUUCUAUCAAUAAUGCAUAUUAGUGUUAUGACUUAAUUGAAUUAGUAUAUGCAUUUAAUGUUUUGUGCGCUUCGUAAAUGUUGAAAAAGUAACCGGUUACACAGAAAAAAACAAUCUUUUUUCUUUUCUUGUUACAAUAAUAACGCUGCAUUGGAUCAAAAAUGAUUUACUUUCUAGCUAAGGAUAGAUUGCAAAAUAGAAGUUAUUCUUAUCUCUAUUAAAAACUUUUUUAUAUCGGAAAAAACGACGCGGUGGCAAUGGGUUCUAUAUGUAUAAUAGGUUUUUGUUUAACAGCUACUGGCUGGAAUUGCGUCAUUAUUUUUCUAUAAAAUAAAUUCUACAACAUGAUUAUUCUUAUUAUGACAAUUCUUUGCCACAAAUAUUACUUUUAAUACCGAUUACAUAGUUUCAACAUUCGUGACGCGUACUAUAAGAUGUCAGUGUUCUCUUUUAUCAAAGAAUUAAUGUGUGAUUGAAUUAGAUGAUAAAUUAUAAGUCUUUAUGUGAAAUAAUACUGAUGUUAGGUGUUAUUAUAAUAUUUUAAGAUGCUACUAUAUUACUUGUAGGUUUAAAAGUGUCUUUUCUGUGUAUAAAAAUUCGGUUAUUGAGACUUGAAUUGACAUAUUAUUAUGUAAGUAUGCCGUGAUGGCUUCGUGAAUGCUUGAAUUCUAUAUAAGGUUCCGGUUCUAACUGUAAAUAUUGUAUAUGUACGAAUUUACGUUGGGUCAAGGAAUAACAUAUGUGACAGAUGAAGAUGCUGUUUGCAAUGGACUGUUUUCACUAUGAAAGUUGCAAACAACUGUUAACCUCCAUAUUGCACUAGUGAUCACUGUGGUUUUAUAAGUGAGACAUGUCGGGUGGUUAAUUUACGAAUUUAUAAUUUCUGAAUUGCCUCUAUUCCGGUCUGGUGGGUUAGGUUGUGGCGAUUUAGCGUUCCGGUACGAUGUCGCGUAGAAACCGAUAAGGUUCAAUAUUUAACUGCCAGACUUGUAACAGGUUAGCCCGCUGUCAUAUUUGUUGCCGCUGACAAGCAGCUGUAGCACUGAUGACUCGCUAUAUUUUCAACAUAAAUGAACUGAAGGUAGUAAACCGUUUCAUUGACUCUUAUCUCAUCAAUCAUGCUCAGUCACCAAGUAUAAGUGUACAUUCUGGCAAUUGUGAAUUCGUGCUUGAAAAUCAAAAUCGAAUUCAGAAAAAUUUAAAGCCAAAGUAAAAUGUUACAAGUUUUAGAAUCGCAAAUAUAGUUCUUUAUUUUACAAACGUCCAGCCAAGGGAGCUGGUAGAAGAAGUGUGCACGAAUUUGAACUGUAAUUCAACGUAAUAAGUUCCAUUUCACUCUGAACGUAUUUAAAUUCUCAAAAAUGAUUAUGAAUGCUAAUUACCAUUUUUCGGUAUGCUUACACUAUCGAAAUUAAAGAUAAUUUUUAAAAUGGUCUCAUUUAGCGUAAGGUUGUUUAAAUUAAAAAACAAAAACACCGAGGGUUCCGAAUAAUCGUAAUGCAUUUUUUUUUUGAUUUGGUAUAAUUUGCAACUUAGUUGAAAUUGGCCUAAUUUUUUAUUAUAAUAACUAAAAUAUAAAUUAUAAUAACUAAAAAACAACGUAAAUUAUGCAUAGAAAAAUAGGAGUCUUCAUGAGCACAUGUGUUUUACUGACCGGUUCAUAUUAUCACCAGUACCAGGGUAACAUAAAAUAAUGUAGAUAACGUUAUAGUCCAGUACUGGUCACUUGAUUGAAAUUAUGUAAACCUUUGUGACACAAAAAGAAAUCAAAUAAAUGGGCAUAUCUUUUCCAAAAUUGAAUAGUCAGAGUUGCCCUUUAGUUAUUAAGUGUACUCUUUGGCACAACAUGGAAUUUCGAAAAUUCUAUUUUCUAUAUCAGUAUUGUUUGAAUAUAUAAUUUAUAAUACGCUUACUAUUUUGUUUUUGUUAAUGUGUAAUCCUGGAAUUUGAUUCUUUAUGACAUAGUAAAUGAAUAUAAUGUUCAGUGUUAAUUAAUGGUAAUAUUAAUUAAUUGAAUUAAUAUUUAAAAUAGCAACACAUAUUAUUAUGACUAUAUUUCAAACACAGCAGCCAGAAUGACUAAUAAAAUAAAUGUUUUAGCAGAUAUAUUGCUUGUGUUCUUUUCGUAUUACCACCACAGUUUAGCAAUCAUGUAAUUGGCUCAAAUGUUUUGCAGUUUUGUUUUUUUUUUAUAUAAAUAUGGUUUUACGCGUACUUUUUUGAAUGGAUAUCAGUGAAUCAUAUCUCUGCAGCAUAGUAAAACAACCCUCCCUUUUAAGAAAUUGAAGGGCAGAGAAAACUGAUCUAUGUUGCUUAUGUUUGUGAAAUAAUAUAACACUUGCCAGUAACAGCACAUCAUUUUUACAGACAUCUAUUCCUUCUAAAAACAUUAAAGGCGCAAAGCUUUUUAUUAAGAAGUUUUCUAGUACUUUCUUUAUUUCUUUUCAUUUAAAUUUCCAGAAUGAACAUAAAUACUCCACACGAUAGCCUCUCAUUGUACAGAGAUAACAUAUGACAUGGUCUAUGGUUUGUUUGAUCUAACUAUAUAUCUGGAUUCUUAAUUUGUGAAAGCCAAUGCAUGUAGUCUACUUCAGGCUGUUUUGUUGCCGCUACCAAACUGCAUUAAUGCUAAACUAUGAUACCAAUGAUUUUAUGUGUAUUAAAAAAAAGGACAUAAUAUAUCUAUUGAUAAUUUAAAAAAAAAAACUAUUUUUUCUAAAUUACCUCACAUCUAGUGUAAGAUACAGGGUUAAUUUAAAGAUACAGAAAAAAACUUUUUUAUAUAUUUUUUUGUGGCAUAUAUCAAGUUUUAUAAAAAAUAGUAGUAGUAGACGAACCAAAGUUGUUAAUGUAUAUGUUGAGAGGUCAUUACGACACCAUAAUAUACUAUUUUUUAAGCUUUUAAGUUCUCCGCGAAAAAUAGAUAUGUUAUUCUUGAACAUAUACGAUUAUGUUUUGUGUCGAGAAAUAUUUAUUACAAUUUUGCGAUAAAAUAAAAAUAAAAUGUGUACUAAUUAAUAUGCAGGGAUUUUUUUUUAGUUUGGUUGGUAACUAAAAUUUUUUAAAUAAUGGCAAUAGUAAAUGUUCUGAAGUCGAUCCGGGACAUUUCAGACUUACUUGACUUAGUGAUUUUUCGUUAUUUCCGGUGUUUGUGAGCUCUCUGAAACAGCAAAGAUGAAUGCUCAAUUUGGAACUCUAAAGGUCGGAUCACCCGUCCAGUUGCCUACUGAGGUCACCGUUACGUAACCAACAUAAUCGAUUAGCCCUCAUAGGGUAAUAGUAUUUUUAAAUUAAGCCUGUAAAAUUGACUUAUCGAUGUAUUAGCUAAUUUAAGGAACUUAAGAACAAAAUAACUAUCUAAGUAUAAAUUUUCGAUUAAAUUUUUGAAAUGUUGGUUAUUUAUAAAAAUUUAAUAUGGCUGCUAUGAUCUGAUGUGACCUGUACAUAUUAAUAUAAUUGUUAGAAAUUAAGUGAUGAUAAAUGUUACUAUAUCCAAAAAUAUCCCUGCAUUGCUUACGUCACAUAUUUCAAGGUAUGAAAUGUAUAGCGGCCCUUGAUUUUGAAGAUUGUGCUGUUUACGCUGAGCUCUAUAGAGAGAUAUAUAUAUUUUUUAAUUCCACUAACAGUUAGCUCUUGACUACAAUCUCACCAUUACAUUGAAAACGUUACGUUUUCAACGAAACACAAUAAUGUUGAAUUUAAAAAGACCUAAUGUUCUUAUUACAGUUUUAAUUAACAAACGUUCCGACAGGAGCGCUGGCUGUUGGAGUAAAUACGAUUUUGCGCUUUAAAACAAAGACUAUUGUGUCCGUUUUAUGCUGACAAUAUUGAUAAGUGUUUCUAUAUUCGAAACGACUACUCAGCACAGAGUUCCCUAGUAUGAGAUUUUAAAGAUUCAUACGGUAUCAAAGAAACGCCAUCUAGUGCCAAUAUUGGGAAACCUUACUGUCAUUGUCAAGUUCAUCACAAUGAUUAGCGUUCAAAUAUUAGACCGAUUUCUUAGUAAAAUAUUGUGGAAACGUUUUCGAAAUAUACCUAUUGUUCUUAGUUUAAUUCGCAAACGUUACGCCGCAGCUGGCUGUUGAAGUCAAUACGAAUUUGAUCUUCAAAAGAAGGUAUAUUAAGACCGUCUUAUGCUAACAUGGUUUAAUAAAACCUCAUACUGUAUAUAUGUAUUCUUGUGUGCAAUUUCUCCUCAGUCCAAGGGCUGCUAUGCUACUAUUGCUCUUUAAUAUGGCAUAUCAUCGAAGACUACCAGUUUUCCGGUAAAUCUUCGUUCUAUAUUGUAUCCAAGUUCUCCAAGCUGUUCCAAAUGAAAUGCACACUGUAUAGGGGAAGAACGGGGUGUAGAACCGAGAAACAUUUUGUGACGUAAUUAGUGCAUGGUUUCUUAGAAGUCUUAUUUCUUCUUAACAUGUAGGUAAGUCAGGAUAGAUGUAUUUGUGUAUUCCUUAAAGUGACCUUUGUGUAUUCCUUAACGACUCACCCUGAGUUGAGCAGUUUUGUCAAGCUGUAUCGAAAACUUAUGGAGCAACACCCUUUUUUAAUAACUUAGGAACUGUAUAUACAGUCGAUUAACAAGCUUCAAUUCAUUUUGAUCUAAGUGUUCUAUACAAGCUUAACUUUUAUAUAUAUAUUGUAUUGUAGUGACCUCAGCGUACUUGUGUUUUGGCAAGUUAAUUGGCUCCCAUGCAAUGUUUAACUCUUAUGCAAAUGUUUGGGCCAGUUUCAAUAUUGCGCGCGCAGUUUUCUUGUCACUCGCAAGCAUGUUGCGUGGAAUUUGAACUUGCAUUCGAGAUGCACAAUGGUGAUGAGGUCUUAACUGGUGAAAUCAAAGUAACAGCCAGUUAGGGAUAACUUGACAACAUUUCAUAAUUUUAACAAUGAGGAUUCACAUAAGACUGACGUAUCAAGAUACGUAAACGGAGCGAUAUGUUUAGUAGCGUAGCAGAUAUCACAUUUCCGUAUACACGUAUCUUUUUUACUCACACUGAAAAAGAAAAGCGUCCUACCACCGUUUGUGUCAUCUGUAUAGGUAUAGUGAUCCAAUAUCUUUCUAUACUCAUUGUCAGUAUCGGUGCGCAAGCAUAGAAGAGCCGGACUACCGCAGGCGUCGGGCCCAGUGGAAUUAUUCCCCACACCGCAACCAUUCGUAGCCCUGCCUAGGAGUUGGAUAUCUAUGUACUCAUUUAAUAUAUAUGCUACAAUUAUUUGGCUUCAUCGGUGUGUUAGAUAAAGAGGUUGUAUCCAUUAUGAUAUAAUGAUCUUUAUUUGACUGGAUCUAGAGUCGCAAGUUUAUUCUACUGUUCUAUAUAUCAUAAACUAUCGCUUGUUAUAAAAGUGAAGCCAAGAUUAUGCUUUGAGACGAGGUUUAUAAGUUUCAUUUUACUCUGACAUUAAACUGUAACGUUUCAAUACUCCAAAACAAUCAAGUGUUUACACAGUUCUUUGACUAUGUUCAGCGAAGUUCCAUACAAGGCGUUCAAUCGUGGGUGUGCAUUGCGUCUAGUGUUCGACCAAUUACAAGGCACAUCGGCUUGAGCAAGAGUUGUGAUUGGCUGAACGCAAUCCGCUUUGAACGCUAUCGCAGAGACGUAUGUUUAGACCUUAAGCUUCACAAGUUUGAUGUGAACUGCAAAUUGUAAAAUUAUGAAAUAGUGUCAAUCACAGAAUGGAAAUAAACGCUAAUAUUUUUGUUGCAUUAUUUUUUUUAUUUUCUAGUAAUGUUUUCUAUGGAUGUUGUCCUAUCAUGGGUAUAUUUUAUAAGACUUCUGGUAGACAUUGUAUGUGUGUAAACUACUAUGAAUAAAUUGAUAGAAAUGUGUGAA
Molecule: messenger RNA, 10955 nt
Organism: Pararge aegeria (speckled wood butterfly)
Lineage: Eukaryota; Metazoa; Arthropoda; Insecta; Lepidoptera; Nymphalidae
Product: TP53-binding protein 1-like
Exons: 11
Coding region: 237-3893 (1218 amino acids)
Biological process (GO): DNA damage checkpoint signaling; positive regulation of transcription by RNA polymerase II
Cellular component (GO): nucleus
Molecular function (GO): histone binding
Source: RefSeq, a predicted model, not a curated record